AUGAACAACCCCGCUGGCGUGCCGAUGUAUGCCUUCAGCAAUCCCCAAGCGGGAGGGCCGUUUCCCAUGUCCCCCGGGCCACCCUUCGCCAACGCCCAGACGCCAUUUCAACCAUCAAGCAUUGUACCAAACCACCUGCAAAGAUUAUCCCACCCUCCGCAAGGUCAACAGCCAGCACCACAUAACAUCUAUUAUCAACAACAUCCAGGAGAAGGUGCUCCUCCACAACCGGAAAGCGCCGCCACCCAUAGCACACCGAACCAAGGAUAUUUCUCCAAUGGACAGUCACCCGUCUCGAUGACCCAGACACCGAACCAAACAUUCCAUCCUACCCAUUCUCAGGUGCCUACAGGCGCUGUUCAAUCACGAGCCCCUUCGUCCGUACCCACGGACAUCAGUAUGACCUCACACAUUGGAGUCCAGGGGCAAUCCAGCGCGAGCCUCGCGCAGCAAGCGCAAAUGCAACAUGCGGCACAGAUGGCGCGCUCUGUUCCACAACAACAACCCCAGCCGGGCGCGGGACCGUCGCCGUUGUCCCAAUCAACUUCUCGGGAGCGCGCGAGGGUUUCCAUCCUCUUGGAGAUAAACACACAUUUGCUGCAGGAAGUGGUCUCACUACAAGCCCAAGGGAAAGCAGGAACUGCCCCGAACCCAGGACAGCAGUCGCCCACAUCACCUACGUCGACCGAUGCCGGCAACGCCUUGGCUAACAGCCCCGGCGAGCCGCCGAAGGGCGCAAGCGGCGCAGGCGCAACUCCCUCCAAACCGCCCUCGCAGGAGUAUGCAGAUUGCAUGCGUCGUUUGCAAGCCAAUCUCGCUUACUUGGCUGCGAUAGCGGAUGCAAAGAAGAAAGCCGGAACAUUACCCUCUGGCCCGGCGAUUAUGAUUCCACCUCCUCACCUACCACAAGUUCACGACUUGUAUAAGAAGCUGAACGCCCUAUUCCCCGAAGCUGGCCACUCUGCCGUCAAUAAAGCAGUUGCGUAUGCUGCAGGACAGAACCAGAGUCAGAACCCGAACGCCAAAACUCAGCAACCUCCUUCGGUUCCCCCCCCAGGUUGA
Molecule: messenger RNA, 1062 nt
Organism: Capronia epimyces CBS 606.96
Lineage: Eukaryota; Fungi; Ascomycota; Eurotiomycetes; Chaetothyriales; Herpotrichiellaceae
Exons: 2
Coding region: 1-1062 (353 amino acids)
Source: RefSeq, a predicted model, not a curated record